Molecule: messenger RNA, 2610 nt
Organism: Gymnodraco acuticeps
Lineage: Eukaryota; Metazoa; Chordata; Actinopteri; Perciformes; Bathydraconidae
Product: hyaluronan and proteoglycan link protein 1-like
Exons: 4
Coding region: 164-1228 (354 amino acids)
Biological process (GO): cell adhesion
Molecular function (GO): hyaluronic acid binding
Source: RefSeq, a predicted model, not a curated record
ACUUUCCAGUAGCACCACCGGCGGCUGCUGCAUAAAGACAGACAAAAGAGGGACAGCUAAAUUAAUAUAAAGCAGAGGAAAAGUUGUAAAAGCUAAUAUUUGGCUCUCCUAAAAUAUUUAAGACAACUCAGUGCAGUUUUUUCUAUCGAGGUUUAUAUAUUACAUGUUUUUACUAGAGAGGGCCUUUUGUGCAAAAGAGAAAAUGACGAGUCUGCUGUGCAUCACAAUUAUCUCCCUGACCCUGGCUGGCAGUGCGUUCAGUCUGCCAACAGGCUCUGCAUCCCAACUAAAAGUUAAGGUAUUCGCAGACCUCGGUUCCAACGUCACUCUGCCCUGCAGACUCAUGUCCCAAGAUGCCAUGGCCUUUGGUAACAAUGGUAUGCGAAUCAAAUGGACCAAGGUGGAAGAUGAUGAAGCACUGAAUAAGGAUGUUCUGCUUUCAAUGGGAUUCCAUAAGAAAACCUAUGGAGGCUUCGAGAACCGUGUCUUUUUACAGGAGCUCGACAAUGAAGAUGCCUCCAUAGUAAUAACUGACUUCUCCAGGGAUGACGUAGGAAAGUACCACUGUGAGAUCAUCAACGGAGUAGAAGACUCCAUGCAAGAGGUUUCCUUGGAAGUGUUGGGUGGUCUGAUUGACGGCGUUGUGUUCCCAUAUACCCCACUUGUUGCCCGCUACAAUCUGAACUUCGACGAUGCUGUGCAGGCCUGUCAGAAGCAAAAUGCUUCUGUCGCCACCUUUGAUCAGCUAUUUGAUGCCUGGAAGGGCGGCCUGGACUGGUGCAAUGCUGGUUGGCUCAGUGAUGGCACAGUACAGUACCCCAUCAACAACCCCAGAGGGCCUUGUGGAGGUACCAACAACGGGCCAGGCCUGAGAAGCUAUGGCCGCCGUGAUAAACAGAUCAGCCGAUUUGACGUGUUCUGCUUUUCUAGUGCUCUCACAGGACGUUUCUAUUGGCUGGUUCAACCCGACAGGCUGACCUUUGAUGAGGCCGUGCAGGCAUGCUUAGACGAUGGUGCAGAGAUCGCCAAGGUGGGCCACAUAUACUCCGCCUGGAAGCUUGAUAGCUACGAUCGCUGCGAUGCCGGAUGGUUGGCUGACGCAAGUGUCCGCUACCCCAUUUCCAGGCCCCGCAAGAACUGCAGCCCCGAAGAAGCUGCAGUGCGCCUUCUUGGAUUCCCAGACAAGACUCAAAAGUCUUAUGGUGUCUACUGUUUCAAGGAGCAGUAAGGCUUUAGCUAGGAAAAGGGAAGUCAUAACCACCAAAGAGCAGCAACAACCACAACAAAUAAAAACAACAACAAAGCAGAUUAGCUUUGGAUCUUACCUAGCAUGAGCUCAAUACCUUUCUGAAGCUGUGAUAACCCUCUUUAACUCCUUAAAAACAAAUACUGUACAUCUUACUUCCAUAUGCAAUGACUGACUAAAUAUUCUGUAGCCAUUAAGUUUUGUUUUUCUCUACUGUGCAUUCAUUAAUUUUAAACAGACUGUUGGGGUAAAUGCGACACUGUUAUUAAUAUGAAUGAUGUGACAGAGACAAACACUUGAUUGUUGUGAAACAUUAUCUCAGUUUGGUUCGUCCUCCACUGAAUGAUCAGAUGUGUGAAGUUCAAGAUUAAUAGCAUUCAUGCUCAUGUGCAGAUGAUAUUUGCUACUUUGAAAAUUAUCUUAAGAAAAUACCAAUGUAAUAAGCUAUGCAUUUAUCAAGUAUCACAUCGAUGAAAUACCUAAGACUGAUUAAAGACUCAUGAACAAAACUACCACUAUUGAGCGAUUUAAUUGAGCAUUAAACUGGAUCAUUCUCUUAUAAGAGUAAAGCUCUUUUUGCCCUGUAAAGCUCUAGACAUAUUUUCAACCUGAGAAAUGUACUGUUUAACAAGAAAAUGAAUUUAAAUGUCUUGAUGGACUGUGAUCUAUUCUGCAUCGAUAGCUCCCAUUACAUCAUCUUCGUUACAAUUUGAAAGACAGUUGUACUAUUGUAACCAUGCUUGUUUUAACAUUUAUUAUAAAACAUUUUGUGAUUUUUAAAGACGGAAAAACUAAUCCUCUCACUUGCAGAUUAUUUUGGGUGAAAUUUAGUUUUUAGAAAAUAAUACAAAUCAGCACGAUUUCAGCCAUAGUGAAUGCAGAAUACGUACAGAUUUUCCUCUGAUACCCUGAACACAAGCUUUUAUACCCCUGAUUGUCUCACAUUUGUAGUCCUUCCCUAAGACAAACAGAGCAUUUAAUAUCACAGUAAGUAAUACUGACGGCCCCUCUUAGUUAAACGAUUCAUUAAAAGCCGUGCUGCAGCAACUAUGAUCUGAACCAUUGUCUGGUAAUAAACAAAUCAACUAGACGACAGCACCCUUUUUAGGUACCGUUACAACAAUGAUUUGAUAUUUCGUGUUUUACUUUUUGUAACGCUGGGCACUGACUUAUGGUACUUACUGCAGGCUACAUGUGAAAAAAUGGUGAUUACUUGUUUGUAAAAGCAAAACUUGUUUCACAUUUGUGCAUUUGUAAACACUUGUGCAUGAAAAAAGUGAAGGUAUUUUUGUAUCUUAUCGCCAUGUAGGCUACCUUUUUACAACAAAACAGUUCGAAAUAAAGAAUACGACUUUUACAUUAAA